UCGAGUCGUGUCGAGAUCGAAGCGCCGAACGGAACGGAACGAACGGAGCUGAACGGAAGUGCAGUGCAAAGCGGAAACGGAAGCUGGAGCAGUAUUCCCACUUAGUGCUUGGCACGCACACACACCAGCUCGCGCGCACACACACACUCAACCGAACACGCACGCACACACACACGUGCGUUUGGCGGCGUUCCCCAUAAUAUUAUUUCCUAUAUUUUUUCAAACUUACAACGCGUGCAAGCGAUUGAUUUUUUUUGCAAAUUUUUUUAACGUGCUCUCUCUUUAUACAUUUAUAAAAAUACGAAAUAAAAACGAAAUAUAUAAAAUCAAAUGUAACGAAAAACAAUCCUAAACAGCAGCGAGCUUAACAACGUGCGGUGUUGUAUGUAAGCCUGCCGCAGAAAUCAAAUGAAAGUCCAACUGCAAAGUAAUGCUAUAAGAAAGUCGACAAAAGUGGCAAUAUGCAGUGCGUGUGCAUUGAAAAUCCAGAUAUGCAGCGGCCACAGGGUAUAGUACUUUGGACAAGUGACAUAUUCCCCAAACGCCAGUGAAAAUCGAACGAAAAACCAACGCCAACCAAGCAUACGCAGACAACACCGGAAUCGCUGGGAAACCGGAAAAAAUGCUUGGCAGCCAAAUUGGCUGCCUUUGAGGCUGAGUGAGUGGCUCAAGCACGGAGACCUUUUUUAAGACAAAAGCCUAGAGAAACUAAAAAAAAAACUUUCGAAUUAUUACGAGAAUCUUCUAUAUUUGAAAUAUUUUCAAAUUCAAAUUUAAAUAACUUUAUUCUUAAUAAACUAAUUGAUAAUUAAUUACAUAAUAGUAAACAAUGCUCAAAUAGACUGAAAUAGAGUCCAAAUAUAUUACGAAAGUAAAAUGCAAUUAAUUCAACAUAUCAUAUAAAUUAAUUAGAACAAAUUGCAUUUAAGUUAUUAAAAAGCAAGAUCAACCAAAACAAAGCAAAACAAGCGUAUAAUUAAACAAAAUAUUAAAAAAAAAAACCAAAAAAAAAAAAAACACAGGGCUGCAAAUCCAAUGAACAAAAGUCAAAAAUAAACACGAGAAGACUCGAAAAUUAAGUGAACAAAAAUAUAAAAGCAGAUCAAAGUGCAAAAAGUGUGUGGUGGCUUCAUCGCGAAGAACAAAAACCCAUCAAAUACCGCCUAAUUCAUUUCUUUCAAAUACUCCGUUUAGUUCGCGUUUCAAUUCAAUUUAAUUCAAUUCAAUAAAUUAAUAUGUUAAGCCCAAAAGCCAGAAGAACGGCGACAUAAAUGGAUCAUCAAUCGUAGAGGCAGCCGAAAAGAAAUCAAGAUCGUCGAGUGUCUAUGAGGACAGCUGAAAGUAUUUUCUUUUUUUUUUUGGGGGCGCGGCUCCAACUGCCCCACGCCCACGCACGCCUACAGGAGCAAGUGAGACGGCAGACAGAGCGAGUGAGAGGGCGACAAAUGUGCAAGCGGCGGUGAGUGAGCGGAUUCGGAUUCGGUUUCCGGAUUCCGGGGGGCUGAGAAGGAGGUAAAGGCGCUGAAGGACCCAGGAAGAAGGCCAUGGAUUGGUCCCGGUGGCAAAUGGCCAGAGAAAGAGCUGGCAACCCUGGACAAGUCAGGAACAACCCUGGGCGCAAGGAUUGCGAUCACGAGACCCGAUUGGAGUGGUUGCCCAUUUGAUUCGUUACGUCACACGUAGGUUCUAUCAGUCAGUCAGUCAAUCAAUCAGUCAGUCAGUCAGUCAGUCACCCAAUCAGUAAAUCAAUCGUGCCACAGUGCUCGGUUAUCGUUGUCCCCUACAUCAUCAGUAAAAAGCAGAAAUACAAUACCAAGCGAUUAAGACAUGCACAUUACUGUAAAUACUCAAAACUAGUUUCAUAAAAGUAAAAACCAAAAACCGAAUACCAACAACAAAAACCGAAUAACCAAAUUGAGAAAGUGCAGUGCUCAGUGUUUACCGACAAAGGAAAAAGAGGCGGCGUGGAAUAUCGAGUGGGGAAACUUCAAAAGUGAGAGGGCGGCCGGGGGCUGCCCCGCAAAAGAAAAUCUUCAAGAUCAACAACAACGAAAUCAACCAGAAAAUCCACUAUAACAAGAGAAACAACAGCAUAACGCCCCCAACACUGCCAAUGACAUUGCCAUUAUCAAGAACAACGUUCGUUCAUCAUCGUUCGUUUAGAUUUGACACAAGGUUCUAUCACGCAAACUAAAGCCACAUCUUGUUGCGGACACCGUAAAGCAGUAUAUAAGUCGGGCCCAACGCACAACCAAAAAGGGUUCUCAAGAGCAGCAAAAUAUGGAGUUUUUACGCGGCGUCUAUGCGUUUAUGCAAGUGAGUAGAUCAUCGGUGUCUCAUGUCAAAAUCGAUUCACCUGUUUUUCGCCUGCACACCAACGCAACGGUUAUAUUACUGAUCACAUUCUCGAUUGCUGUGACGACGCGGCAGUACGUAGGAAAUCCCAUAGACUGUGUACAUACAAGAGACAUUCCCGAAGAUGUUCUCAACACAUAUUGUUGGAUACACUCAACGUAUACAGUGGUCGAUGCGUUUAUGAAGAAGCAAGGUUCCGAGGUGCCUUUUCCCGGAGUUCACAAUUCACAGGGCCGUGGGCCUCUUACAAUAAAGCACACAAAAUAUUAUCAAUGGGUAGCGUUUACACUAUUUUUUCAGGCAAUCUUAUUUUAUACACCAAGAUGGCUGUGGAAAUCUUGGGAGGGUGGCAAGAUUCAUGCGCUCAUCAUGGACUUAGACAUAGGCAUUUGUUCCGAAGCCGAGAAAAAACAAAAAAAGAAAUUACUUUUAGAUUAUUUGUGGGAAAAUUUAAGAUAUCACAAUUGGUGGGCGUACAGAUAUUACGUGUGUGAGCUGCUCGCCCUUAUAAAUGUGAUAGGUCAAAUGUUUCUUAUGAAUCGAUUUUUCGAUGGCGAAUUUAUAACAUUUGGCCUGAAAGUGAUAGAUUAUAUGGAGACCGAUCAGGAAGAUCGCAUGGAUCCGAUGAUUUACAUAUUUCCCAGAAUGACCAAAUGUACAUUUUUUAAAUAUGGUUCCAGUGGGGAGGUGGAGAAACACGACGCCAUUUGCAUUUUACCAUUAAACGUUGUUAAUGAGAAGAUUUACAUUUUCCUUUGGUUUUGGUUUAUAUUAUUAACGUUUCUCACAUUAUUAACGCUAAUAUACAGGGUGGUUAUUAUAUUCUCUCCUCGAAUGAGGGUCUACUUAUUUCGUAUGCGAUUUAGGUUAGUGCGUCGUGACGCUAUUGAAAUAAUCGUUCGUCGUUCAAAGAUGGGCGAUUGGUUUUUGUUGUAUUUACUAGGUGAAAACAUAGAUACAGUUAUAUUUCGUGAUGUUGUACAGGACUUAGCGAAUCGUUUAGGACAUAACCAACACCACAGGGUGCCUGGCUUAAAAGGUGAAAUACAGGAUGCAUGAUAUUGGGAGUAUUAGAAACAAUACAAAAUGCAAUUUGUCGUCUCCAUUUAAAAACCAUCGAAUUCAAUAACAAAAAUGUCGAAAGCAAGAAAAAGAUUAAGAAAGGACAAUUACAACCACAAAGGAAUCUAGAGAUCUUCGCAGCAGCCGCUUCAUUAAAACUUACAACUCAACACACCGCUAAAAAAUCUUUAAAAAAAAAACGUAUCUCAAAAAUACAACCAAAAAAACUAUCGUCAGCUCGCAGUCAGUCAUAAAUCAGCAUUAUCAACCUUGGAGACUAAGUCUAUCGAUAGUCGGUACAAACACAUCCAAAGCCACAGGACAUAGAAUACAACAUAGAAAAAUGGAAGCGGAAUGAAAGCAUGGAGAAAUAUGGAAAAAUAGGAAAGCAUUAACAGCCACGCAACGAAAGGAAUUACUAAAAAUUCAAUACCAAUCAAUUAAUGUAACGUAAAUGAGAAAAUGGAUAUCAAAUAAUCAAGAGAUCGAGAAUGGAAGUCCUGGGACUUCCGGACAGGACACCCAAGCCGGUGGCAAGUAGCGCCUGCCGUCGGCCAGGGGUCACAAGGUCACAAGUCACAAGGGAUCGCUUAGGAAAUUAGCGAUCAGCGACCCAUAGAAGUGUUGCCCCAAGGACAAGAUCAAAGUGUGAGGAGAACAGCAAAUGGACAGCACCGGCAACGGAAACAACAGACAGAUACGCACACACACAGACGACGCCACACAUACGCUUACAGCGACAUCACUCAUACGCCCCGUAGAACACAUCGCACUUUGCUUGUCAUGCAGCGUUAACUAAACCAAACAUCAACAAAGUCGAGACGACGCCCGCGGAAAAUUGCAUUUCUGUAUUAACCCCAAGAGUAUAGAAGAGGAAGAAUCGAAAAUCAGCAUCACUUUCACCGAGAAAAAGCGAAGUACCAUACAAACGAGAUGCUAAAACAACGCAACAAGACGGGGAAAGAAAAGCCUCCCCGCUUUGAAAAUGCAGCAAAUGAAAGUCAAGGAAAUCGCAGUGGAAGUGGCAGAGGAGAGUAACAGUUUAAUUAAAUUAAAUUCAAUUCAAUUAAAUUAAAUUACUUAUUAAAAUGAUAUCUUGAAGUGUUCAUGUAUUCGAAAGUAGGUUAACUAAGUCAAACAUACAAGUAAUUCUACAUAUAUGUAUAAUAUAUAUAUUAUAUAUAUACAUAUAUAUAUAUAUAUAUAUAUAUAUAAAUUUUUUUUUUAACUCUAAGCAUUUGUAUUACCCGCUAAACAAAUGAACAACAAAACAUAACGAAAAAAAAAACCUAGAAAAAAAAACCAAAAAAAGCAAACUGAAAACAGAAUUUUUUUGUAUACAGAAAUGAAUGAAAAUUGAAACCCGAAAUGAGCAGAUAGCGAAAUAAUGAUAACGAAAAAGAAAGAGUAAAACCUAAAACCGAGACGAAACGAACAGAAAAUAUCAGUAAAUAUCAAAGAAAGUUCAGAAAAUACCAUACCGAAAACAGAAACAAAAGAUACAUUUACAUAGUUUAAUUAGAAGAAACUAUAGCGCGCAUCAUUAUAUAACCGAAAAACUGAAAAACCGACCGAACAGAACGUUACUCUCAACUUACAAAGACAAACAGACAGACGGAAACGAAAAUGUUUUAAGCUCACUCACAAUUACACACACUCACAACACAACACACACACACACACACACACACGUAUAUAGCAUGUAAAGCAUAUAUAAAUAUAUAUAUAAUUAUCAAUCGAUCAUUCAGUAAAGGAGAGCAGCCAACAUUCGCAUUAUAAAGCAAUUAACUCCUCUAAUAAUAGAGCAUUCUCAACUCUAUCUCUCUCUACGAAAAAUACGCCUAGUACUCAAGAGGUAAAUGCGAAAAUAACCCAGGAAAAACGGGCGGCACACUCACGCUUUGUCACAUGAAUCAAGUGUAAACGCAACGAUAAUAACUUUAUAAUACCGCUAGCGAAUUAAGUCCUAAACAAGAGGGUACAGUUCGGGAGUUCGACAAUUCCCCCAGGCAUUGCAGGUGGUCCUACAGUAAACGCCUUCUAUGACAAACAUCACCCCCUUCGAAAAAUAGUCACCCAUCCACGAGUUCAUCAUGUGCUACAAAUCGUAAUAUCCGUCCAAAAAACUUUUUGAAGCGCACUUCCCGCUCUCUAACUUCAAUCUCUCCUUCUUUUUUGGAUUCCGAUCCAUGAUCCAGGGUCCAUCCGACUUCCGCCUUCCGCCUUCCGCAACACCCAGUCCCAAGCCCCCAAUAAAUGGACCAAAGAACCAGUUACACAGAUGCCUCAAAAGUUUUUCCCCUUCCCGUCGCAUUUUCCCAUCUCUUGAAGGACGACCAAGAAAAACAAAUACACAGCCAGAAAAAGCCAAGCCAGAGAUGCAAAUCUAACAACAAAUGUCACUGCCAACAAAACCAGUAAUUGUAAAAUCAAGUUUAAAUAGUUAAAGACCAUACAUAUAUGAAACGAAAUGGGGACCUGAUAUGAAAUGGAAGGUAUUUCCGUAGGGCUAGCACUGCAAUGCCGAAAGUAGUUACAAGAAAGCAAAAGGAAUUAACACCCGAUGAUUGUUCCUUGUCAAAGAAUCAGGAAUUGCCGAUGUGGACCUGCUCAAAACCUCACUCCUUUCGGAAAUUCAUUUCGUAUUUAGAUCACCUAAUUUGAGUGUUUUUUCCGUCUACUCACACUACUCAGCAUACUCAAAGACGCAUUAAAAUUUAGAGGGAGGAGAAAGUGGGUGUAAGGUUGAAGCGAAAAAACAAUAAAUGUAACAAUAAAUGGUAAUAAGUAAUUUUAGCGUAUUUUUUUUAACAGCUUAUAGCCAACUAAGUGAAGUAAUUGUAAUUCUAGUUCAAACUGAACCAUUUUUGUCUGCGUUUUUUUUUUUUUGUCGUGGAUUCGUAGGUUAAGCCCCACACACACACACACACUUAUAGCCACACAAAACACAACCACAAACAUGGCAAAUGAAAAGCUAAUGUAUAAAUAUCGAGGAUACUUAAACUGUAAUUAAGGGUGACGAAUAAGAAGGAAUACCAUACCAAAACGUAAGCAUAUUACAAGGAAAUUGCCAUUAGUCGAUAGUGUUAAAGCGAUACGUAUAUGAUCUACAUGCUAGGCUAACGAAAAGCAAAUAAACGAAAGAAAUAAUAGAAGGAAUACUUAGUGUAGCUCAAGAUGGAAUCUCUCGUAUCUCGUAAUUCGUAACUCCAACUAAAAGCAAUUGUAAAAUAUCGUAAUAGAUCUAGGGGCGAUCGAACAAACAAACAAAAGCAAAGCAAACGAACAAUACGCAAGACUUUAUUUUUUAAAGUAUUUGCCGCAAUAUUAGGUCGAAGAGUUCGAAUUGUACUAGCUGAAUCUAGAAAAUAAGAAGAACAUUUCAUAGACGCAAUCCUAGAAGCAAUAAGCACACCCGGAAAAGGAAAUGAAAGUUAGAACGGAAACGGAAUCAGGCAGAGCUAACGGUAACAACGAUGACUCGUCACCACGUUUCCCCACCUCCGGUACAAUUCUGUCUACUUCUCACCACACAUCACUGCACUUUUCUUGCUCUCUCUCUCUCUCUCUCUCUCUCUCUUUCUCUGUCUUUUACACCCUUUUUGCAUCUGAAACAAUCUGUUAACUAUUUUUUUAACCAAGUAGUCUGUUUCCACUUGAACAAAAAACAACAAAAUGCACGCAUGCCAAAUAUCAGUGUUAUAAGUUUUGUCACAUUUAUGGGGAACGUAAGUUUCAAGUGUGGGCACUUGUGUUUAACACGUUUUACAAGCAUCUCAACAUGUGAUAGUGGAGACAGGCUCAACCUCGUAUAUCCCCUUUAAGAGAAUCUGAAUCCGUACGAAUAAUGCAAAAUUCUGUUGAAAUCAUGGUUUUUUCGAGUGAUUAAUGUUUGUGUUCGUUUGUUAAUUUGUUUGUCUGUUUGUUUGUUCCCGGUCUGAAAUUGGUUUCUGCCAUAUUGUUUGUGUAUAGUUAUUAUGUAUUGUUUGGUGGUUAAGUUAAGGUUUUAGUUCUGUAACUUUUACCGUACUUUCUCACUCAUUUGUUCAUACGUGCAAUAAAAAAAGAGACUUGUAUACAUAUCAUUGUUUUUUUUUUGGUUUUAUUUUGGGUCUGCAUUUCAGAUUCUCCACCCACCUGUUCCUCUCUCCCUCUCUGAUCUUAUCCCCUUCACUAUCUAUCUGUCUCUUUCUUAGCACCCGCUCAAUGUAAAGCGACGAAGAAAGUCAAUUUCUCACGGCUCAAAAACGCAAUAAAAACUGAACCUAGAAAUCUAACGAACUAAAGCAACAAUUAGUGAAGCAUAUUGGUGAAAUACUCGUAACUUAUAUUUUAAAUCGAAUUAGUGAGUGAUUAGCGCAACGGUAACGAUAAAAAAAAAAAACAAUUUAGUUGAAUUCCCUAGCAGAAUCGAAUCGAAUAGUGAGAACUUUUUAUUAGGAAGCGAAAGCGUUUUUUAAUUGUAUAUUAAUCGAAUCAAAAUUGUAAAGAUCAAAUAAAAAAUAACGAAUAUAGCAUACAAAUUGAAACUGCCAAUUCACAUUCUCAGACAAAUUUUUACGAAGCUUAAGCUAAAACCAAAACUUAAGAACAUCCAAUUAAUAGCACUAAGCGAAAAUAUACAAAAUUGCUGAAAAUUACCGAAAAGCGAAACCAAGCUGAAGAAUCGCAAAAUCGAACUCGUAUCUAGAUCAUUUAACUAGGCCCACGACUUUAACCCUCCUUCGUUUCGGUAUCUCCCGAUUCUCGAUUUCGAUAUCCAAUAUAUCCGAUGGUCGUCACUUGAUUAACCAUAUCGGAUUGCGGUUCAGGAUUACUUUAGGCACUUAGCGUAUAUACCAAUUUGUGUGUGUGUGAACAAAUAGCAGACAAUAAUUAGUGAGGGAACUUUUUAGGCGAGAUCGAAUGACCAGGACUGAAAUGACGAGGGAAAAUAAGUUUUCCUGGACUAAGUGGGCGUGGCAGCUAAUUUAUUGUCUUCCAACAUAGCGUAUAUAUAUUUCACUAUUUUAGUCAAAAUACAUUGUUUCCCCAAUUGAAAUAACGUUGCAGCUUAAAUGUGAUUAAAUUCUGAUUUUUAAUCGUUAUUCGUUUUUGUCAAAGUUUUCUAUACUCCUGGCCACGCCCCAAGAUCUCAAAGGCUUGAAAAUGAUGGAAAGAGAUUUAUUUCGUUGGUGGCCCAGAGUUCAGCAGCAAAAUUAGCGAUCCGCAUUUGAUGGAGUGUAUAGGAAAACUGCCUUAAAGAUUUUCUAGUGAGACCGAGAUCGAUAAGCCAGCAAACCGUGUAUAUAUUUAUUACAUAGAGGCCGAGUCGGUGAGCAUUUUUUUUACUAAAUACAAUUUACGAGUAAGCAUAACUUUUAACACAAAUCAACCAAUACACGACCUGUACAUAGCCGACAUACAAAAAACACCCUGCAUAUAUAUAUUAAUAUGUAUACAAACAAGCAUAUACAUACCUAUAUAUAAAGUGUUUUACAACAACGUGGAUUAAUUGGUAACCGUAGAGCGAGACAUUCUUAGCAAAAUUACACCUAAGUUUUCCAGAUUCAGAUGACUUUUUAACCAGACAAAGGUAGACAAAUUGUGAAAUUAUUAAAUUAUGUAGAAAAGCAGUCAGAGUAAUAAACUAUUUGUAUUUCAACUUGUUUUCCAGGAGAUCCUAAGUUUAGUAAAACGUAAUAUAAUGUAAAUGAUAAAACGAAACGAACGUAUGUAAAAUAAUUGCAUAAAUAAUUUCAAAUAUAUUCGCCGAUUGCCUUCAACUAGAGGAAUUUUGAUUACACUUAAUAACGAAUACUAAAUAUUUAAUAAUAAUUGAAUAAUGCAUUGAAUAUUUAUACAAAACAAAAGGCAGAAGCAACUAUUAAUAUAUGGAAGAGUGGGUAGAAGAGGUCAAGAAGUAAGACGCAGAAAGGCAGGCGCAUACAGAAAAGAACAAAUCUACACAAAAAUGAAAUUCAAAAAGAACUGAAGUAAAAACAAAGAUUUUAAAGCAGUAACAAAUGGCAAACAAAAGAGAACAAACGAAAAAAAAAUAAAAAAAUCAAGAUAAAGCAUUCAUAUUUGUACACUAAAGAUCCGUUAAGGACUACGCAACUUAUACACGCAAUAUUAGACUAAACCGACUUCGAUAACCAAUAACCGAUAGAUUUCCCCCAGCCCCCAGCACAGAAGAAAUGAGAGGGUUUCCGAAAAAUCCCCAUCUUCAGCUGCUUAAAAUUGAUUAAUAUUUUUUUUAACUAGAGACACUCGCACAUAUCCAAUGAAAGACGUCGAUUACUUUCCAUUCCCAUUCCUAUCGAAAGACCACCACCCCUAGAUACGCACACCCCCAAGAAUCGAAUACGAAAACGAAAUCGAUGGCUGAAACGAGAUUACAACCACAAUUACGAUAACUAUUACAAUGGCCACCAUAACCACAGAUGCACAACCACUGGAGCGAAGGACAUGCGAAUUAAGAAUGCGGAUGUAGAAGCUGAAAGGAGUAGAUCGAAUCUAGUGAAUACUUUAAGGCGUUAAGCGUACUUCUAGUUUGUAUCUCUUAUAUACACGCAGAUAUAUCUAGGUAUAUGGACAUAGCAUAAUUAUACAGAUAUACAGACCUAUGAAUAAUUCAGAUAACGCAUACAACUAGCCAGUGGAUCGAUGUCGAGUGUAAGUCGCUGAAUAUCGAUAGUAAUCGAUCGAAGUCGAUAGAGAUGUAGUAGAUCCAAUCUUUUUUUUUGUACUUGUACUUGUAUGGUUAUGCUAACGGUAAAGGUAAUGGUAAACGGUAACGAUAAACGGUAAUGGACAUUUAACUAGUUAUAACGUGCAGUUAUCGUAAUUUAUGAUUAUCGAUUAUUGAGUCUUGAGUACGAUUAUUACGAACGUUUAAUUUUGUUAAUACGAAAACAAAACGCGAGCAUGGUUAAUAAAGCUUUAAUUUGAAGCUAUAUAGGUAUAUAUAUAUACGCAAAUAUAUAUAUAUAUAUAUACCCACACACUAAUACACACCCGACGCAAUACACACAAAUAGACACAUACAGACAAGGAAACGUCCUCAGUUUAUAAAUUUUCAAAUGAGUGACACGACAAACUUGAAACGAAACGAACGAAACGAAACACGUAGGCAGUACGGAUUAGGUCUUAAGGCCCCAUAUAAGUAAUAUACAAUUUAAAUUAUUUAACAAUCAAUUUAUUAUUGAUGGCAAACGGAAGAGAAAGCGGAACGAUGGCGAUAGCGAUAGUGAUGACGAUAACGACAGCGAGAGGGGAGAGCCAGGCAGUAUAGAUCGGAGCCGCGAACAUAUACAUGUGAUCAUAUAUCCGAUAUCCGUCGAUAUAUAUGCACGUCCGAUAUAUGCGCACGUGCCCCGAUCGCCAUACAUAUACACACACAUAUACUAUAUGCAUAAUACCAGUGACAUACAUACAUAUGUACUACUCGAAUCAAUCCGAUCGGAGGAGGAAAUGAGGAGGCAAAACAAAUCUAUAUACAGUACAUGGCAUACACUUAUAUAAAGCCCCUAUAUUGAGGAUAUAAACGUGAAUUUUUAGCAGACUAAGUAAUAAAUUAUACACUCACAGGCGGUCAUAUUCGAACUACACACACACAAGGGCGGUAUGCAGAUAUAUAUAUAGAAUAUAUAUAUAUAUUCUAUACGUCAGCAAAACAAAUACCAAUAAUAAUAAAAUUAUGCAAUAAAGCGAGGAGGAGUGAGUACUAAGCGGAAACGGAAGUGGAGGCGAGGACACCUUACAUUUAAGACACUGAACAAAAAAUCGACUUGUAAAUAACACGCAUACACACAGCCAACACACCUACAGACCGCAGACAGUCACAUCAGUAUACAUACACCCACUCACACAUGCCCACAUACACACAUUUUACGAUUAGUUAAUUUUACAAACUAAAAUUAUUGCAGCAGGCGCAUUACAUAAAAUGAAAUACAACUAAAACGCGGCAAAGAAGAAGAACGAAGAAAUAAAACCAAAAAUCAUAUGCAUUAAAAGUAAAGUAAAGGCAAAGACAAACAAAGGCAGAGGCAAAGGCAAAAGCAAAUGAAAAAGCAAAGCAAAAGAGCCCAGUCGGAAGAAAGGGGCGGGUGGUACUCUCUCCCCGAGCAACUCCCCGCCCUCGUUACUUCCAACAAAAAACAAAAGGCCAUGGACGUUGAUGGGAAUUAAUAAUUACCAAGUAAAAUUAUAAAAUAUUAUUAUAUAAAUUAUUAUAAUUAUAAAUUAUUAUUAAAGCAAGCAACAAACGUAAAAACCAAAAACAGACAAGAUUAAAAAUACGAAACGAAAAAAACGAAAAACACAAAAAAAAAAUCAAACAAAACCAAACAUAAACCAAAAACACAUUAUUAUAAUGCGAUAAUUGAGUAAUCAACAAAACGAAUUGACAACGUUGUAUGAUUUUGAUCAGAAAGUAAUAAAAACAAUUUUCGAUUUGUUACGAAAUAUACAUAAAUAUCCAAUGGCUUUCAUUUCAUCGGAGGGGCGAAAAACCAUUUACGCUUAGCACUGUCUUGUAUUACAACAACAUAAUAGAGCAUGUGGUGUACACACAAAUAUGUAAGAGAAUUUAAUUUAUUGUUUAUUUCAUGCUUUUGUUUUAAACAAUUUAAAUUUGUAAAAAAAAACAUUUUCUGGUUCUGCACAUUGGCUUUAAAUCGCAUUCCUCAUACGCACUGUUGCAGUUGAUUGAAAUCGCAAGUCGGGAGAGGAUUAGAAUGCUGGAACUGUGGGACCCUGGAGCAUAAUUUCCGGAACUGCACAGCGGACGACCGGACACGGUGACACCGAAGUGCCUCGAGUGCGCAAAAGAAACUAUCGGUUGGGCAAUCCGAGAGCGGGAGGUAUUCGCCCAGUCACGAAUCCUGCGAAGUAAUCGUGGACAGAGAAUUAAGUAAGUCUAGUUCUCAAUCUAGGCUAAGAUUCUUGCGAGCGGAAGAACGGAUGCGACGGUAUUUAGAGGUCCUAAAUUGGAUCUUCACGGAAGACCAAAUGAGCGGCAUGCGACUAGUUUCGAGGAAGGUUCAAAAGGCGAGGGAAGAAUACAAGAUCAGGAGAUCUAAGCGACGCGAGGCGGUGGCCGCCGUAAAGCGCAUCGAAUCUGGGGAUUCUAGACCCUUUGCAGGCGUCACAAUCCGGGGUAGGCACCUGAUUAGUGGACACGGGAGCCAGUGUCAGCGUGCUCGGCAAGGACUGCGGGGAGCUCGUGGAAGCACUAGGUGUUCCGGUUCAGUCUUACUUCUCGACUGUGAGAACGGUGUCUGGCGAAGAUCGGUCCAUCAUUUAACGCUUGGAUUUGCUGGUGGAUCACGGAGGGAUAAGUAGGACAAUAUUUUUCUACCUUUGCCCUUACCUGGAACAAGCUGCCUACUUUGGAAUCGACCAGCAGUCGUUGGUGGAUUCGUGCCGAAGUCGGUGAAGAAAGCAGCGCAAAUCCAUGUCAGGCAAAUGGAGCACUACGCCGACCGAGAGAAGAUAGACGAAUUGAAGGAGUACCCGAAAUCCUGGAGCCUGUCAGCGCGGCCGAGGAGUGUCUAGCUUGGAAAGGCAUUCUAUAAGGAGCCCGAUUCAUUAAGGAUCGACCCUAUCCCAUGUCUCCAGCGAAGCAGCGAGAUUAUUUUUCGGAAUGCCGGAGUGACUAGGUAUGUGAUGAAUUUUAAUCUGUGUCACGCGGGCAUUAUUAACUAUUUUCUUUUUAAUGUUACAGGUUAUAUAAUUAUCAAGGAUAGUGUUUUGAAUUGCAAUGACGCUGUUCCUGCUGUCUGUUAAGAUGGCAAUUUGGGAAAUAUCGAGACAGAGAAGUCCAGAGCUUUGUCUAUCGCUAGCAGUUCAGCAUUUAGAGAGGACAGAGUUUUGUUUAUAUCUUUUCUGAGGCUUUGAUUAGUGUGCACUUUUAUUUUAUUUAUGGGUGCUUUGAAUAAACUGCUGAAUGAGGAACAUGGAUAUUCUAGCUAACUCCUUAGAAAUGCCUUGUGAAGGAGCAAACAUUUUAUGGGGUUGGUGCCAAAGAUGCAGCCACUUAAUAAUCUUGAGAAAGUGCACGCUUUGUUGGCUGAAGAGACCGCUCGUUCGAUAUGAAGAGUUAUUCGCGGCUAUAGUUCUUCCUAAAUAUUUAAUAUUUUCCACUUCGGUAAUUGUAGUGCCAUUGUGAGUAAUUUGUAGCGAUUAAAGGAGAGGCUUGGCUCUCCAAAUUCGAUUUCUUUGAUUUUUGCCAAGAGUUCUUUCCUUGCCCGGAAAAGGUUGAUUCGAAGCAUAGCUAUGCUUAGAUUGAAAAAAGUCGGCCUGAGGCAGAUAACUUGAGAUACUCUUUUUUUAAGCUGUACCUUACAGUUUCUCUUAAUUAAAACUCGUUAUCUGAGAAAGUCUGUUAACCAAUAAAUAUGGUGAAUGAGGGAGGGUUUAAUUGGAACUGUUUUAAUAUAGACUUCCUAUACAUAUAGAAUUCCUAUGUCUACGUAGUCGAAAGCCUUUUGAAGGUCAAGGCACUCUGCAACUACAUGAAAGACUUUCACAUUAAGUUAUUGGACUUUAUUUAUUAGGUCGUUUAUGCGGAGAGUGGUAGAUCUGGAUUUUCAGAAGGCGUAGGAUCUAUUUGGUAGUAGACGAUUACACGAGAUGUAGUGGUCCAAUCCAAUUUUUAUUAGCCAUUCUGUUAUCCUAAACAGAAGGCAUAUAAGACAUGUCCAAUGACCCAAGUCGGGAGAGGAUUAGGAAUAUUUAAUGCAAAUCAUGAUUAAAUGCAAAUCCUAACUCAAUCGCAGCCAUUGCGACGGGAACUUACUCACCAUCUGCCCCAGGCGAUCCCGAUACCCGAGUAGCUGAGCGCAGGGAGGGCCACGUUCGUUGGAUUACGAGUCUUCCAGGGCAACCUCCAAUGACUCCCGUAGAUUCCUUGGACAUUCCGAAGGUGUGGCAGUGGUCGUCAACCGCUGGCGCUGAAACUUAUUAGUACGAAUUGUCGUUGUUCAACUGCGCUAAAUUUGGGUCGCGAAAAGUAAGUUAGUUGGACAAGGGAAGCAACAUCCACCCUUCGUUUAGCUCGCCCGUCCCUUCUGAUCCUUUGGAGCUCCUCAGGAUUAGGUGACCCUACGUAUGUGAUAAUAUAAUAUUAAGUAAUAUUUAAGUAAUUCCCAAUCAAUUUUACGUUAAUUGUAAAGUUUUUCUUGCUAAAUGUGAAGAUCAGGCCGCUUUUAUUUAGACCAAGAACCGCAAUCAAGUUUCAGCCACCUUCGAGGGAGAUCGAUCUUUCACCGGUGGACAUGAUGCGUGAGCGUUAAUAAGAAAUAUAAAUAUAAAGUUAUAGUCAUGGAAGUUAAACGAAAGCAUAAAGAAAUUACAAAAAAUUCCAACCUAUGCUAAAAGUUAAACCUGAAUUGAGCAUUGCUAGCAAUUAAUUAGAAUAGAAUUAACUAAUUCUACUUAAAAUUAAACUUUAAUUCUAUGAAUUAGAUUUAACAAAUUGCAUUUUAAACGCAUUAAGCUAUUAAAUCUAAAUAAAGUAAGCC
Messenger RNA from Drosophila melanogaster (fruit fly), 14924 nucleotides. RefSeq names its product shaking B (gene shakB). The record is from RefSeq and is marked reviewed. Lineage: Eukaryota; Metazoa; Arthropoda; Insecta; Diptera; Drosophilidae. The coding region runs from base 2281 to 3414 and encodes 377 amino acids. Gene Ontology annotation, cellular component: plasma membrane; membrane; gap junction. The transcript has 11 exons.